Messenger RNA from Helianthus annuus (common sunflower), 1497 nucleotides. RefSeq lists its product as uncharacterized. Lineage: Eukaryota; Viridiplantae; Streptophyta; Magnoliopsida; Asterales; Asteraceae. The record is from RefSeq and is a predicted model, not a curated record. The coding region runs from base 1 to 1497 and encodes 498 amino acids. Gene Ontology annotation, biological process: DNA integration. The transcript has a single exon. Gene Ontology annotation, molecular function: RNA-DNA hybrid ribonuclease activity; nucleic acid binding.
AUGGAGAAACUAGUGCUGGCACUGAUCCAUGCAUCAAGACGGUUGCGCAGGUACUUCGCCAAUCACGUCAUUCACGUAUUAACAAACUACAACAUCGGCAACAUCCUCGCAAGGCCCGAGAUAUCCGGAAGCUUAGCAAAGUGGGCCAUAGAGUUGGGAGGCCACAAUGUGGUUUUCAGACCAAGGCUAGCUAUCAAGGGCCGGGUGUUGGCCGAUUUCAUGACAGAAGUACCUGACGACACGGAUAGAGAGUGCAAGGCAAUGGAGAAAGCUGAAAAGCAAUAUACGGAAGAGCCAUGGCUACUUUACACAGACGGCGCGUCCAAUGAAGAUGGCGCAGGCGCAGGACUUAGGCUGGUAAGUCCGGAAAAACACGAAUUUACGUACGCCAUAAGGCUAGACUUCAAAAGCACGAAUAAUGAAGCUGAAUAUGAAGUUUUCCUUGCCGGCUUGAGAUUGGCAAUCAAGAUGGGAGUCAAACACAUUGAGGCGCAUGUGGACUCCCUGCUAGUAGCGGGGCAAAUCAAUGGCCAGUACGACGCCAAAGGAGACGUGAUGGCAAUCUACUUGAAUCAAGCAAAAACACUGCUGCAAAACUUCCAUUCCUACAAAGUGCACCACAUCAAUAGGAGCGAGAAUAAACCAGCAGACGUGCUAAGUAAACUCGCAUCCACAAGUUUCCAGCACCUAGCCAAGGAUGUGCGCAUAGAACUUUUGAGCAACUCAUCGGUACCGCUAAGGGAAGUGAGUGUUAUUCAAUUGGGAACAACGUCAUGGAUGACCCCUAUAAUUAUGUAUCUCCAAUCUGGAAUACUACCAGAAAACAAAGCCGAGACAAGGAAAGUCCAACACAAAUCCGAACAUUACCAGAUGGUCGACGGAAUAUUGUAUCGGAAAUCUUACUUAGGACCGUUGUUAAGAUGCGUCAAUCCAGAAGAUGCAAACUACCUGAUCCGGGAAGUACACGAGGGCAUCUGUGGCAUCCAUGCCGGCCCAAGGAUGGUAGUAGCAAAAGUCAUGAACGCCGGGUAUUACUGGCCUGGAAUGCACCUAGACGCAGUAAAAAUCUUGAGAAAAUGCAGCGGCUGCCAGAGGCACGCCCCCAAAACAAUGCGCCCCAAAAACGAACUAGUCCCAGUAACAACGGCGUGGCCGUUUCAACAAUGGGGGAUAAAUAUGGUUGGCCCUUUUCCAGAAGCCCCAGGCGCAGUAAAAUUCAUAAUAUUCGCAGUUGACUAUUUCACAAAAUGGAUGGAAGCAAAGGCACUUGCAUCAACCACAUCUACCGUAGUUAGAAGGUUCAUUUGGGAGCAGAUCAUAUGCCGUUUUGGGCUACCACUAAGAAUUGUCACCGACAAUGGGACAAAUUUUGCUGCCGACGGUCUCCAACGCUGGUUCAAGGAGCUACACAUCGAGCAUGCUUUUUUCCUCGGUCGCGCACCCACAGGGAAAUGGUCAAGUAGAAGCUGUCAACAAGAGCAUAGUGGAUGGUAUUAA